AUGCAGUAUUUUGUUUCUGUCGACCAGAUUUUGUGAAAGGAGAACACUAUCAAUUGUUUAAAAAAAACUAGAAAUUGUUGUUCAAAGGUCGCUAAGCAGAUUCUUAGAGAAAGGUUUCAGCCAAUAUUCAUUUGACAAAACGAACAGCUACACUUUCAUAACCAUUUCCAAUAUGUCAAAACUACAGUUGUUGAAUGUAUUCGUCACCGAGCGUUUAUCCGCAGCUGCUGUGGAGAUAUUCGGGGUCGUGGAGAAGACCAUAGCGGAGUAUCAAGAAGAAGUCUUCCGUUCAGCAGAGGAGAACGAGCGUCUACGGAUGCUGUUGGACAUGGCUACCAAACCAGAGAGAACGUCACACAUAGCAGACUUCCAGCUACUCACUCCCUCUGUUCCCCCUGAGCAGCAGGAGUGGAGCCCCAGUCUGGGGCAGGAGGACCCAGAACCCACACAGAUUAAAGAGGAACAACAGGAGCUCAGACUCAGUCAGGAGGACCCACCUCAGCCCUCGCAUCUUUACCAAAACCAAACUGUGGAUGACGGAGAGAGGGGUAUUCUACCUAUCAUCAUAACUGAAGAGAUCAAAACAGAACCUGAUGUAGAGGGCUACAGAGUACCAGAACCAACCAGUGAUCAGCCCCUCUCAGUUCAUCCAGAGUACUCUGCUGCAGUAGAGAAGCCAUAUCAGUGUAAACAAUGUAGCAACAGCUUCACACGUAAGGGACACUUGACCAUCCAUUCAAUGACACACACAGGAGAGAACCCCUAUCAAUGCAAACAAUGUGGCAAAAUGUUUAACCAGAAGAGCAACUUGACCGUUCAUUCAAGGAUACAUACAGGGGAGAGACCUUAUCAGUGCAACGACUGUGGCAAAGCCUUCAACCAGAAGAUAGAACUGACAUUGCAUAUGAGAGCUCAUACAGGAGAGAGACCAUAUAUCUGUCCUGUAUGCAAGAAAGGUUACAUCGCAUUAAGCUAUUUAAGACUUCAUCAGCGUGUUCACAAAGGGGAGAAAUCUUACCAGUGCAAAUAAUGUGACAAAUGCUUUGGUUAUAAAGGAAGCUUGAAGUCUCAUAUGAGCACUCACACAAAAGCUUCAGCCUGAAGUGAGAACAACAAAUGAUUACAAAUGAUUACUCACAUGUGAAUUUCUUGUUACAUCCAACUUGUAAAUAAUUAUUAUAUUUCCUGCCACUUGACAACAAAACAACUGUAGUUGUGUGUUAAAGGUUUUGUUUUUUUCAAUUUAUUGGACUUUAGGAUGUAUAGCACCGAUUUGUGUCACCUCGUUAGUCAGUAUGUGUUACACCUGGGCUGGCCCAGUGCUUCAGUUGUCUUGAAAUGUGGAUGUCCGGUCAACACCUUUUUAGUUGGCUCUCCCUAUUUCAUUUAUAGAAAAAUGUUCAUUUGUCUGAUCUUCCCUGUAUUUGUUUUGCUCAACCUUUUGGUUUGCUUCCUGUCUUUUAAGUUUGGUGUGGGUUUUUCUUGUUGGCCUCUUCUUGGGCAAAUUUAGUGGGUGCUCGUGGUGAUUGUCAUUUACGUUCCAGUUGUGACUAGUCAACUUUCAGUGGAUACCCCAACGAGUGUCUUUCAGAACCCCUCCUAAAACCCUGCCAGUUUCGUUUUGGUUGUGUCAGUGACUUUGUUACUUCCCCUUCUGUUUGAGCAACAUUAUUUGGUUUUGUAGCUGAGGAAAGUAACAAUGUGUGUGUGGAGUGUAAAGCAUCAUUCACUAUCUGAUUUGUAAGAUCAUUUUGGUGCUCACUUUUUUUGGAUGGCUAUUCGCCGUUACAAUGAGGGAAUUUUAUUAUGCUGGCCCGGGUGGGCGGAGUUUGCACCAGGUGAAAAGUGAUUGCAUCAGUUUGAGACCAUCCUGCCUCACGGGUGUGAGCCAAUCACAUGACAGGCCAUAGCCCGGUGCACUAAGGUUCAGCCUACGGUAAUCAAACUCCCUCACUGCUGUAUCUAGCACAGAGCACACAUUUGGAUUUCUGAACAACGAGUUCUAAUUCAAUUGUUUAACAAUGACACAGGAUAUUUGGGCCACUAUCUUCUAUCUGUACUGACAACUGCAUGUUAGAAUAUUGGAGUAGCCUAUUAUGUCUUUGACAAUCUAUAUAAUGCAGCAAAUCAUUUGUUGUAAUAAAGUACUUUUAAAAAAAUGGAUGUCAUUCAUAUUAGAGAAUGUAUUAAAUCUGCCGAUCAGCUCUA
Molecule: messenger RNA, 2208 nt
Organism: Salvelinus fontinalis (brook trout)
Lineage: Eukaryota; Metazoa; Chordata; Actinopteri; Salmoniformes; Salmonidae
Product: zinc finger protein 25-like
Exons: 2
Coding region: 173-1030 (285 amino acids)
Biological process (GO): regulation of transcription by RNA polymerase II
Cellular component (GO): nucleus
Molecular function (GO): DNA-binding transcription factor activity, RNA polymerase II-specific; RNA polymerase II transcription regulatory region sequence-specific DNA binding
Source: RefSeq, a predicted model, not a curated record